This is a messenger RNA of Papaver somniferum (opium poppy), 855 nucleotides long. RefSeq lists its product as uncharacterized. The transcript has a single exon. Lineage: Eukaryota; Viridiplantae; Streptophyta; Magnoliopsida; Ranunculales; Papaveraceae. The coding region runs from base 1 to 855 and encodes 284 amino acids. The record is from RefSeq and is a predicted model, not a curated record.
AUGUUCAUUGAGAAGCCUAAAACCUUGAAAGAAAUGAUGAGAAUGCAGGAACAUUACAUAGCCUUGGAGGAAAUACAGGAGGAUUCAAAGGAUCGAGGAGUGCAAGAGGCGAGUGCAGCGGCUCGGACGACCACAAGUGAGACCCCCAGGCGACCCGAUAAACGGCUAGGACCACCACCGAGAGGAGCUGGAAACAAAGAGUGGGUCGAGAAAGGAAAAAGUCCCCGACACGAGGCAAGGGCCUACACUCCUUUAAAUUCUCCACUAGAAGAAAUCUUCAAAGAGGUCGAGAAGAGAAACGACAUCAUCUACCCAAUCUCAAGGGGAGUACAAUUCGAAGAGACAAAGGAUCACCCCGAGUACUAUCACUAUCACCAGUAUCGGGGCCAUUCUACCAACAAUUGCCGAGAAGUAAAAGAUAUCGUACAAUAUUUAAUGCGAGAUGGAUACCUGAGGCAGUUCGUCCGACAGGAAGCACCACCAGCUACCAUACCCGAGGUACCAGUACACCAAGUCAGAAUCGAGAGAUCCACUAAGUUUGUAUGCAACACCAUUUCGCACUCGGCUACCCAUGGGUACGACCUGAGCUCUGGGAUCACAUCUAGAAUUCAUAAGAGAGACCGUAACGGCAAAGAGAUCUUCAUUAUGGCCAAGACCUUGCCAAUGGAGCCAUGGAUGAUGCAACCUAUCUCGUUCUCUGGCAAGGAUGUCCCACUAAAUGGCCAAGCCCAUGGGGACCCCUUGGUUGUCACUUUGAUGAUCGAAGAAUGGAGAGUGAAGAGAAUUUUGGUAGACAGUGGGAGCUCGGUUGAAGUCCUUCUUAUGAUACUUCAAAAGAAUGGAGCUAUCAGAUGA